Tribolium castaneum (red flour beetle) is the source of this 2460-nucleotide messenger RNA. It is a transcript of the gene byn, whose product is annotated as brachyenteron. Gene Ontology annotation, cellular component: nucleus. Lineage: Eukaryota; Metazoa; Arthropoda; Insecta; Coleoptera; Tenebrionidae. The record is from RefSeq and is a predicted model, not a curated record. The transcript has 7 exons. Gene Ontology annotation, biological process: cell fate specification; positive regulation of DNA-templated transcription; mesoderm formation. Gene Ontology annotation, molecular function: RNA polymerase II cis-regulatory region sequence-specific DNA binding; DNA-binding transcription factor activity, RNA polymerase II-specific. Bases 345 to 1691 code for a protein of 448 amino acids.
CACCUGUAGCUGUCCAUACCACUGAGAGGUGACCAAUAGAAAUCUGUGGGUGGGGUCUAUGGGUUUCCAUCGAUGGCAGCAGCAGCCCGAAAGUUUUAGUGAUGUUGGCGAUAAUAUGUUAAGAUCUCUAAAAUGUAAGAAGUACUUAUCGAUUUGGUGUGAAAUAAUGACAAAUAAUAUAUAAUAAACGUUUAAUUUACAAAAUCCCGAGCUGUGUGUUUAUCAAAUAAGCAUCUAGUGUAUGAUUGACAUUUUAAAUAACUAAAUGUAUCAAUUAAUUAUGUUAAUUUUUUUAAUAAAUCGGUGUGAAAUUUAAUUGUGCGACGCCAAGUUUAACGCCAUACAUGAGGAACGCAGACUUCGCAAUGGCACAGCACAUCCUCUCCGCCGUCGAAUCCGAAAUCACGUCCGGUGGAAAAAGCAAGGGGGAUCCAACUGAACGCGAUUUGAUCGUCACUCUUGAUGAUCGAGACCUUUGGCUGCGAUUUGAGUGUUUGACGAACGAAAUGAUCGUCACGAAGAACGGCCGGCGCAUGUUUCCCGUGGUGAAGGUCACCGCCGCAGGCCUCGACCCCAAGGCCAUGUACACCGUCCUCCUGGAGUUCGUCCAGAUCGACCCUCACCGCUGGAAAUACGUAAACGGGGAAUGGGUUCCUGGAGGCAAAGCAGAAGUUCCCCCUUCAAACCCCAUCUACAUCCAUCCCGAGUCUCCAAACUUCGGUGCCCACUGGAUGAAAGAAUCCAUCUCGUUCGCAAAAGUCAAACUUACGAACAAAUCGAACGGAAACGGUCAAAUUAUGCUCAACUCCCUCCACAAAUACAAACCCACUGUUCACCUGGUCCGAGUAGGCACUGAACCCCGAAGAGUCAUAUCGUUUCCGUUUCCGGAAACACAAUUCAUUGCCGUUACCGCUUACCAGAACGAAGAAGUGACCGCGUUAAAAAUUAAGUACAAUCCGUUCGCCAAAGCCUUCCUUGAUGCGAAGGAACGCCCGGAUAGUAUAUACCAGCGGGAGUACUCGCCCACCUUCACCCAACAACAAACCCAGUACUCACAAUAUGGGUCAUGGUUCUUGCCCCAUCAACCCAUCUACCCGGCCGUGACCGCAACCGUACAACUAUCAACAUGCACAAGGACCACAUUGAAAAACAAUCGAGCAUCGCCUUAUCCCAUGCAACGCCCCAAGUCGGCGUCCCUCUCACCCCCACCACACGUGUACAACCCUCCGGAUCACAUCCAGCAAGCCACGCCUUACAGUGCACCAGGCCCCACCUACUCCACCUGGUCCACGGUCCAGACCCCCACCACCGUAAUGAGCCCCACGAUCAACUGCUGGUCCCUCACUUCAAGCCCCCCACCACCGUAUCAAAUCUCCGCCCAACCCACUCCAAGCCAAUCCCCCAACCAAAUCUACCAACCCGUCACAAACCUAACCAACCUAACAUAUCCCAGUUAUUACAACCAGGACGUUUCAUGCACACACUACCAAAAUCCCGAGUACAUCUCGGUGGUCAACCCGGAAAGCCCCUACCCCCAAAUUGGGUCAGAGCGAGCCACGCCUGUUGGCUACCACCAGAACGAAGUGGGCGGAGUUAUCGACGACGGAGGGAGUGGCCAAAACCAGCCGGAGUCGCCCGAAUCCAGCUCGAGCACACCGCGACACGAAUGGGUCGCUCAAAAUCAUUUAUAAACUUGUAAAAUUGUAAAUAAAGGAGUGAAAACCAUCCGGUUUGUUUAAAUUUAGCGCCGAAUCUGGUUGCUGCGUAACUGUUGUGUUUACAAAAAUAACAAACAAAAAAGUUUGUGCGUUUGUGAAUGGAAGGUAUCAAGCGAUUUUUGUUCCAAAUGGGCAAUUUUCGGGCCCCCACUGGCAAGGAAAUGCCAGAAGUGGUGAGUUUGGACCAUGUGAUGACCAUUGAUGACGCUGGACGGGCUCCCGAAAUGAAUAAGAGAACGAAAAGAAAAGCUGGAGUAAUAUUCGAUCUUUUGUUUUGCAUUUUUAUUAUUCUUCUGUGGGUGAUAGCGUUGUCUAUUCUUGUACGAACUGGUAUUGAAAAACCAAAUGAGGAGUUGUUUUAUUUCGGUUACUUCGUGCUAGUUUUGGUGAUUACGGUGACUGGGGUUUACUUUGAAGCUUUGAUUUUGAGAGGUUUUGAACGGCUUACUCCAAAAGUAGCGGUGUGUCUCCGGAAAAGUGUAAUUAAAAGACCGUACGUUAUACGAAUGCGACUCUUUCAAAACCCAGAUGAAGACUUCAUCGAAACAGAACUCGACGAAAACCAACUGACGAUUGACGGGGUUUUGGAGUUGUGUGCCAAAGAGCUUGGCGUGGAGAAAAAGCACAUCGUGCGCGUGAGGAAGCUCCCAGAGACGAAAAUCCGGAGUGAUGCUGAUGUAAAAAGAUUCAGUCGUUUGGAAUACUUGGAGGUUUUUUCUGAAUAAAUACUUAGAACUUGUAA